AAGUGAGAAGAGUGAUCUUUCUAUUUCGGAAGACGCAAGUUGCGCAAUGGCAAAUGAAGAGUUGGAUCUUCCUCGUGGUGAUGAUACGGGCCUUGACCCAGAAAUCAAGGAUUUGGAAGUUGAAGCAGCGUAUGCUACUUUGCUGGCGAGGGCUGGUGGGCCCUAUGAGCUGAAAGAGUGGUUCGUUGAGGCUGGUUUCAUUCUGAACUUUCCACUUGCACAGAAGAAGCAGCACAUGGUAGAGAGUGACAAGAAACAGAUGAAGGAAAAACUGUUGGCUCUGGCCCAGCGGUUCAAAGAAAGUAGUUUGAUCACUGGUACCUACGAGUCGAUCUCAGACAUUGAGACGAACCUGGAGAAGUGGGAGUGCUGUGUGUGUUUGCUGAAAUACCAGGAGCGGUGGGGGAACCGUUACUGGCGCAACAAGUGGGCGAAGCAGGCCCGUGGUACUGUUCUCUUCAUCAAUCCGGAAGAUCAGUCUGAUGUGCGGUGCAUCUCCUACAAACUGGAGCGAGGCGCCGAGGUGAGCACUCGUCGGCACGCGGAGGAGGGGAUAGGCGAGACCCAGGAUCUCAAGGAAGGUCGCAUCUCAAUCUUCGAUGAUGAGACCAUUCGUACCUGUACUACUUUGGCCAAGGGUGGUGCCAUCUCUGGUCAUCUUAGUUCCAAAGGUGAUGGCUCCUACUUCGGUGUGACUUUGGCCCGUGGUCUCCUAGGUCAGAUCUGGGAUGCCGUCACUGAUGGCUUCGCGUCUGACUGGGUGAAGUUGUGGAAGCGAAAGGGCAAGGCGUAUGGCGAAUCCAUUGGCAUCGACGACUUGGUGAUGGUUCCUGCCACUCAGGGUGGCAUCAUGCAGGGGGACCACAUGCUGGGCUACAUGACCACUGCUCUUCUUGUAGGUAACGGGCUGGCUACUCGUGAGCAGCUUGGUCUCUGUCCGGAUUCGGUGGCUGCCAUGGAUCAAUACGGUUCGGUGAUUUUCCAGAGGCUUGCAGCACUUGCAGCGCAGCAGCUUCCCGAGCCUUCUGGAUGUAAGGUGGUCUCCUUUGAAAACAUCUGUGAGAAUCGCCGCGGUCUCUUCCGUGACCAUGAGCACACAGAGCUGGCUUGCCGAUACACGCGCGAUCGCUGCAUUGUUCUGGGGCUCAGUGACUGUGAGUCCAAGCUCUACACUCCUCACUCAGCUUUCGAGACUGUUGGCUUUGAGGAGCCCAUCUAUUGGCUCAUCACACAUUCUGAUCACAUCAACAAGCUGAUUGACAAACUGGAUGAGUUGGUGUGGGGGUCCAUCACUGAGGCGGACUUCUUGGCCAUGUUUCCUCCUGCCAAUCCCGAGAAAAUUGGUGACCCUACCAUCGACUAUGAAGGCUUUGUCUUCAUGGAGACCAGGCCAAUGCAGUCGACCGGCACGAAUGGCGUGGUGUACAUGUACCGCAAGAUCAAGGGCCUGGCGUACUACAAGUCCCACAAGCUCCAUGCCGACAACCUCCCCUACUUGCUGCGACUGGGUGAGCGGGCGGGUCACAUCUUUCCUAUAGCUCAGCGUGCUUUGGAGCUCCUUUCACCAGGCGUUUUUCAGAGGAAGAUGGAGCAGGUCUUGGAACGGGUCCUGACUUUGCUGGAUUUCUCUGAUCCUCAGAACCCGCUGCUGGAUCGAAUCCGUACUGGACACGCAGCAGCUUUGGCCAAGGCACUAGCAGCUGGCAGCAAGAAACUGCCCAAGGACCCAUUGGUGGGUUUCGAGCAGCGCAGCGUGGAUGCACAGUGCAAGAUGGCGGUGAACAUCCAAUACGCCAAUUUCCCAGCAGAGGUGGCUGAAAUCUUCCAGGCGCAGUUCCCAAGCAUCGACGUCAAUGGUGAUCUGAUCUCCGGCCUCAAAAGCAUUGUGAUGUCGGUGAAGCCUUGGAUCCCCAAAGGGGAAGUCGGUUCUUUCACGGAGGAGAUCUCGACAGAUCACCCGCUCUUCCGGCCUUUCAUCAUGGCAUGCCUUGGACAGAGCGUUGCCAGCUGAGGGGCUCACCCGCGGCUGUACAGGGGCCUUUUUCGGAAGGUGAUAUAUGGUGAUAUCCAAUUUUGUGCCAGUUUUUGCAAUCGCCACCUUUGAUUACCAGGUAUUUGGACAGCCGAAUCACGUCUGUACAGUUCUGUACAGUUCGUCCAAAACAAAGUCUGCAAGCCUUCAGUAUGCCCCAACAUCUAAAUUUUGACUGGGAAAACGGUGAUAACUAAUCCAGUGGGUUCAGGGAUACAGCCUGGCAAUUG
Molecule: messenger RNA, 2262 nt
Organism: Cladocopium goreaui
Lineage: Eukaryota; Dinophyceae; Suessiales; Symbiodiniaceae
Source: the annotation of a GenBank genome assembly